This is a messenger RNA of Epinephelus lanceolatus (giant grouper), 3350 nucleotides long. It is a transcript of the gene orc1, whose product is annotated as origin recognition complex, subunit 1. Gene Ontology annotation, molecular function: ATP binding; DNA replication origin binding; chromatin binding. The record is from RefSeq and is a predicted model, not a curated record. Lineage: Eukaryota; Metazoa; Chordata; Actinopteri; Perciformes; Serranidae. Gene Ontology annotation, biological process: mitotic DNA replication checkpoint signaling; DNA replication initiation. Gene Ontology annotation, cellular component: nuclear origin of replication recognition complex.
CGCGAAAUGUCUGCGCUGGUGAGUGUUGUGUGAAGACUGUUUCUGUAAAGCCUUCCUUUUUCGAUGAGGAUUUGAAUUUAAAGCAGACGGAAAAACAAAAGUUUAUUUUUCCUUUAUUGGUUAUCGAUUAUCGGUAUUAUAUCUGAGCUUGUGCAGCAGACGGGGAGGAAACAGGAUGAAAUAUUUUACCAGACUGCGAGUCAGACGGGUGUACAAGUGGCUUGGAAACCCUCUAAGUUUUAACAGGAAGUUAAAAACCUAUGAAUAUGGCUCUUUGGCCAUCAGUGUGGAGGGUCUCCCGAGGACCACUGUUAUUAGCACGGGCCAGCACAUCCUCAUAGAGGGAGAUGACGAAGACAACCCGUAUGUGGCCAAAGUCAUCAGGCUGUAUGGUGAUGAGAGUGGGCAGCAGAAGAAGGCGGUGGUUCAGUGGUUUGUCCGUGUGUCUGAAGUGCCUCUGAGCAAACUGAACCUGCUGGGCAGAGAGCCUCACCCACAGGAGAUCUUCUACUACAAGGGGCGCAGCUGUGACGACGAAGUCAAUGCUGAGUCCAUCCUCAGACCUGUGAAGGUGAAGCACCUGGACGGAGCAGCUCCAUUCCCGGACUCUAACGAUAGAGACACCCUGUACGUGAAACUGUCCUGGGACUCCAAGACCUUCAAAGCAGUGGAGUCCGAACUUGUCUCAGCUUCCUCCUCCCCUCCUCCUUCCUGUCCCAGACCCUCCCUCCCCCCCUCCCCUCCCAACUCCCCACCUGCAGCGGCUCCAGCGACUCGUGGCCCUGCUCGACGGGCCCUGCCGACCCCGGACCUCGCCGUCAUACGCCGGGCUGCGUCAGGGGAAGUGAGAUACAGCAGGGCCACCAUGAGUGCGGGGAAAGCUGGUGCAGCAGAAGCAGAGUCGCUGCACUCUGCCACCAAACUGUCGGCCUCCAAAUGUCUGAGUGCCAAGAGGAGGAACGCCUCGGCCAGGACGCCUGGCGUUCGCAAGAAACUGGAACUAAACGGUCCAGAGAAGUCGUCAAUGAUCCGUGAGGACAUCCUGAGCAAGCUGCUGGACGAGGAGCUGGAGUCAGAGGUGACGUUGUCUCAAAGGCUGUCGUCGUCAUCCUCUCCUCCUCAGGUCCUGCCCCUCACCCACAGCCUCAGCCCCCUCAGGAAGGUCCACCAAGCCCCCGCCGCUCAGGGAGCUUUCCCCCUGAAGCCCUCCACUGUCGUUCUCAACAAACAUUGUCUCUCUGAAAUGGACAGUCCUCCAUCAUCUGCAAGAGACGACUCCUCCAGUCUCCAGCAGGGUGAUGAUGUGAUGGAUGCAGGGUUACCGACUGACUCGGUUAAGACACCCAGAAGAAGAACUGCUACGCCAAGGAGACAGUAUGCCAUCAGAGGGCAGAAAGCCACCACUCCGUCUCGAAAAAAAGAACAGAAAACCCUGAUGGAACCAGCCCUGGGAGUGCUGGCUGAAGUGGAUAAUGAAAGCUCUCCGAUGCUGCCGGUCACCGCCACGCCGAGGAGCUCCAAGAGGAAGUCAGCUCAGCAGGUGUCGUCUCGCAUCAGAAAGCAGCUGAAUCUUCUGGACAACCAGCUGGACCUGAACUCAGAUGGAGAGGAUGAGGACGAGUUUGUUCCAUCCAAGAAGGAGCUGCAGAGCAGCAGUGAGGAUGAUGGUGACGAUGGGGAAGAGGAGGCAGGGCUGGAUAGUGAUGAGGAGGUGUUGUCUAAAAAAGGCAGACAUGCUGCUGCAGGGUCUGGCACUCCUCGUUCAAAGCAGAAAACUCGCUCCUCGACCAGAACGCCUCGAAAGACUCCAAACAUAAAGGUCACACCCAGCACGCCACGGACUCCUCAUCGCGCCACUCCCAGCAUCCCUAGCAGGUCGCUGCCAGCCCGAAAGCCGGCUAAUGUUCUGGAGGAGGCCAGAACCAGGCUGCAUGUGUCCUCGGUGCCGGAGUCUCUGCCCUGCAGGGAGCAGGAGUUUCAAGACAUCUACAGCUUUGUUGAGAGCAAGAUCAUAGAUGGAACGGGAGGGUGCAUGUACAUCUCAGGUGUGCCAGGUACAGGUAAAACGGCCACGGUCCACGAGGUGAUGCGCUGUCUGCAGCAUGCGGCUGAGGUGGACGAGAUUCCUCCUUUCCACUUCAUCGAGAUCAAUGGGAUGAAAAUGACAGAUCCUCAUCAGGCCUACGUCCAGAUCCUACAGAAGUUGACGGGUCAGAAGGCCACGGCCGACCACGCAGCAGCGCUACUGGAGAAAAGAUUUAGCAACCCUGCGCCCAGGAAGGAGACCACUGUGCUGCUGGUAGAUGAAUUGGACCUGUUAUGGACCAGGAAGCAGAACGUCAUGUACAACCUGUUCGACUGGCCGACGAGGCGUCACGCCCGCCUGGUGGUGCUGACCAUCGCCAACACCAUGGACCUGCCGGAGAGGAUCAUGAUCAACAGAGUGGCCAGCAGACUGGGUUUGACCAGGAUGUCGUUCCAGCCGUACACCUUCAAGCAGCUGCAGCAGAUCAUCACAUCCAGGCUGAACAAAGUGAAGGCCUUUGAGGAGGACGCUCUUCAGCUGGUGUCCAGGAAGGUAGCCGCUCUGUCAGGCGAUGCUCGCCGAUGUUUGGACAUCUGUCGCAGGGCGACAGAGAUCUGUGAGCACUCUGCUGCUGACCCUUCUGCCUCAAGAUUGGUGGGAAUGAGUCACGUGAUGGAGGCGCUGAAUGAAAUGUUUUCCUCCGCCUACAUCACUGCCAUCAAGUGUGCAUCACUGCAGGAGCAGCUCUUCCUCAGGGCAAUCAUUGCUGAGUUUCGCCGACUUGGAUUGGAGGAGGCCACCUUCCAACAGGUGUUUGUGCAGCACCAGGCUCUGUGUCGGGUGGAGGGUCUGCAGCCAGUCACCGUGUCGGAGGGUCUGGCGGUGUGUCAGCGUCUGGGAGCCUGCAGGUUACUGCUGCUGGAGUCCAGCCGUUUGGGAGUCCUGCAGAGAGUCCGCCUCAAUGUGAGCCAGGACGACAUGCUCUACGCCCUGAAAGCUGACUGAAGGAGAAUCCUCUUCAGACUCAUUUAUCUGAACUACAUGAGACGUUAACCUGUCUGAGUUACACAACCUGAAACGAAACAGAUUUCAGUUUUUAAACCUUAAUAUUAAGUCGAGGCACAGAUUUGGAGUCAGUUUUUUUGCAUUUGAUGGUAUGUUUUCUCCAUAAAUCAGUUAGUCUUUAAUUAUUUUAAGUUUUGAUGUUCCCAGUUUAAAAUGAGAGAUUUGUCUUUCUGGAAUUGUUUUUAACAUUGUAUAGUGCAUCUGUUUGUUUUAUGUUUAAUACCUGAAUAUGCAAUAAAACUCCACCUUUAAUAUGAAU